This is a messenger RNA of Lactuca saligna, 1586 nucleotides long. The record is from the annotation of a GenBank genome assembly. NCBI's taxonomy places the organism in Eukaryota, Viridiplantae, Streptophyta, Magnoliopsida, Asterales, Asteraceae.
AUGUAUUAUCAUCAUAAUCAUCAAGGAAAGAGCAUUCAUUCUUCAUCAAGCAUAUCAAAUACACCAGAAAGGCAUUUAUUUCUGCAAGGUGGGGGCGAUUCAGGACUUGUUCUAUCAACUGAUGCUAAGCCUCGACUCAAAUGGACACUAGACCUCCAUGAACACUUCAUAGAUGCAGUCAAUCGGCUUGGAGGAGCAGAUAAGGCUACUCCAAAAUCAGUUUUAAAGCUAAUGGGAAUUCAAGGGCUUACUUUAUACCACUUAAAGAGUCAUCUUCAGAAGUACAGGCUCAGUAAAAAUCUAUAUAGGCAGACUAAUAAUGGUGACACUAAUAAAGUUGGUAUGAUCGCAACAACAGGAGAUGCCAAUGGUGAAACAAAUGGAACCCACAUGAGCAAUUCAAGUGUUUGCCCUCAAACAAACAACAACUUGGAGAUGAGCAAAGCAAUACAGAUGCAAAUUGAAGUUCAAAGAAGGCUACAUGAACAACUUGAGGUACAGAGACACUUACAGCUUCGCAUCGAAGCACAAGGGAGAUACUUACAAUCAGUUCUUGAAAAAGCACAAGAGACUCUUGGAAAGCAAAACCUAGGUAAAGUAGGAGUUGAGGCUGUAAAAGUCCAACUAUCUGAAUUGGAGUCAAAAGUAUCCACUCACUGCCUACAUUCUACAUUUUCGGGUAUUAAAAAUGUGUCGAUGCAGACAAAUCAGCCAACAGAUUGUUCAGACGACAGUAUCUUGACUUACUGUGAAGGUCAACAAAGUGAACAAGAGAUGAUAGGUUUGACCUUUUUAGAAUCCAAGAAGGUUGACAGUGAUCUGUCUAUGACGGUUGGGGGACAUAAAAGAAGUGAAUGGAACACCAGUAGAAGCUACAAUGAAAAAAGAUUUAUGUAUGGGGACGAGGAAGUCAUUUUAGAGAAUAUUGAGAGGCAAAAAAAGUUUCGGUUUCCAUAUAUUGGACAGAAACUGGACCUUAAUGCCCAUGAUGGGGAUCAUGUAGCUUCAAGUCACAAGUAGUUCGAUCUGAAUGGAGUUAGUUGGUAACUAACAAGGUGUAAUCUUGAAUGCAGAUUUAUCUUUUCUCAUCAAUGCCAUGAACAAGAAUUUUGAGCUAGUAUCUUGCCCAAUGGAUGUUUGUUUUACUUGAGGUCCCACAGAUGGCACACUGAGUUUAUGAAACAGACUAAGAGAAUUUCGUAAGAGGAAGGUUUGGUGAUUACGUGGUAACAAUUACAACGAACAGUCAGACGUACCUAAUGGGAGAACCUGAGAGUAAAGUCCGACCGUUAAAUCGGUGAGGGCUAUAUAUUAAGUGCCAAUUAGUAGCAUGGCAACUGGACCGAAGAGUACUUGGGAAAUGUAAAUGCAUCCCCAUCGAUUUCCCCAAUGGGGAAUCGGAAAUCCAGAUUUGGGAACUAAAUUCCAUGGAAACUCAAGAACGCAAGAAAAUAAGGUUUGGAGAUGAAUGUAUAUUCUAUCUUUCAAAAAUUAGUUUUCUUUAUGAACUUAAUUAAUUUUUUCUAUAAUGUUGAAAACUAUCAAAUGUGUAUUCUCAUAAUUUAGAAAUUUUAGACACCCCCCCC